This is a messenger RNA of Ichthyophthirius multifiliis, 1232 nucleotides long. Its product is annotated as protein kinase domain protein. Lineage: Eukaryota; Ciliophora; Oligohymenophorea; Hymenostomatida. The record is from RefSeq and is a predicted model, not a curated record. The annotation marks the transcript as partial. The transcript has 4 exons. Gene Ontology annotation, cellular component: plasma membrane. Gene Ontology annotation, molecular function: calcium-activated cation channel activity.
AUAAAGAAGAAAUUUUGAAAAAUUAAAUUUUUGGGAAUAAAAAUGCAUUAAAAAUAAAUGGAUAAUUUGUUCGAAUUUAAAAAGCACCAGAGCCAGAAGAUAUAAACUGGAAUGCUCUUUCAUGUAAAUAAUCUCAAUAAUUCAAGAAAAGAGUUUUUUCAGCUUUAUUUACUAUAUUUUUACUAUUUUCUUCUUUUUCUAUUAUAUAUUAUUUAAUGAAUUUAUAAGUAAACUUUAAAGAAUAACCUCCUUUUCCAGAAGAAGUUUAUAAAAUGAAAAUGCUUGCCUUGACUAUUUCAAUAGUGAUUUAAAUUUUAAAUUUUCUACUAUAAAAAGUAUUAAACUUUUUAUCAAGUUUUGAAUAACACUAUACAAAAACAAAAGAACUAUCAUCUUUAUCUCAAAAGUUGGCAAUCGUAUAAUUUAUAAAUACUGCAUUAAUUGCUUUAUUAAUAAAAGUUUUAUAAUACUAAUUAAAUAAUCCUGAAAAAGCUAAAUCUAAUAUAUAUAUAAAUGGUGGUCUCAUAUAUAAUUAGCAAUAUGUAUUUCUUUCUUCUCUUUUCUUUCCAUUCAUUUAGCUUGCUGACUUUGGAAGGCUUUAUAAAGUAUUAAAAAGAAAAAUAAUUUAAAAAGAUAAUCUAACUUAAGCACAAUUAAAUGAAUUAUAUGAAGAUUCAGUCCAUAAUAUAGCUUACGAUUAUGGAGGUGUAAUUAAGACUAUGUAUGUAACAGCGUUUUAUGCACCUCUUAUUCCUAUAGGGAUAAUAAUAUCUAUAUUUAAUAUUCUUAUUAAUUAUUUUAUUCAAAAAUAUUUGCUUUUAACUCACAGAAGUGUUAAAUAUUCAGUUAGUGAUUGUAUUUCAAGAGAUAUGAUUGAAUAAUUAGAACAUCUUCUUCCGAUUUAUUGUAUUUCUAAUGCAUUAUUUCAAUAUUUAUUAAAAGAUGGCUAGAAUAUUUCAAAUUUCGGAUAUGCAGGUAUAUUUAUUAGUGCAAUUCAUGUUAUUUUACCAAUGAGAAGUUUUAAUGAAUUUUUCUUUUAUGUUAAAAAAGCUCCAGAUUUGCACGAGACUUAUAAUGAAAAUUACUUAAAUUUUUAAUUCGACUAUGAUAGAGCAAAUCCAGCUACUAAUCAAGUUGCUAAAAAAGAAUUUGUAGAUGGAAAAAAAUAAAAAAAAGUUAUAUAUUAAUGGUAAAGUGUGUUGCUUGCUAACUAAAAAUAAUUUUAAAAUUGA